AUGGGCCCUCAAAAUAUCAAUGCGGAGGAGAGAACUGUUGGUGUUGAGUCUCGAGAUGAGAAGCCUGGUAUCAAUCACGAAGACAAUAUGGAUCGCCUCAAUAAGAGCGCACAUGCUAUUGCAGAGAGAGGUCAUGAAGCGACUGAUAGGCGAGGUCAAUCGCUCGUCACAUUUGACCCUAUUGCGGAAAGAAAACUGAGAUUGAAGAUUGACUUAAUGAUCGUUCCUACUGUGGCAUUAUUGUAUCUCUUCUGUUUUAUUGAUCGAGCAAAUAUUGGCAAUGCCAAACUUGCGGGACUUGAAAAGGACCUGAACUUGGCAGGAUAUGAUUACAACAAAGUCCUGUCUAUCUUCUACAUCUCAUAUAUCAUCUUUGAAAUUCCCUCAAACAUGGCUUGUAAAUGGAUAGGUCCGGGUUGGUUCAUUCCCGCAACUUCGUUGGCGUUUGGAAUUUGCUCGAUUGCCACGGCGUUUGUUCAUAACAUCCACACCAUCUCCGCCGUCCGUUUCUUAUUGGGUAUAUUUGAGGCGGGUAUGUUUCCGGGGAUCGCAUACUAUCUUUCUCGUUGGUAUCGGCGAUCGGAAUUGGCGUUUCGUCUAUCGCUAUAUAUUGUCAUGGCUCCAUUAGCUGGUGCAUUUGGAGGUCUGCUCGCCUCGGCGAUUUUGAAGCUUCCAAACUUUGGUACGCUUCAUACAUGGCGAAUGAUCUUCGCCAUCGAAGGUAUCAUUACCUGUUGUCUAUCAGUCAUCGCCUUUCUCACCUUGACCGAUCGUCCUGCCACCGCAAAGUGGCUUACGCAAGAAGAAAAAGAUCUCGCCAUCGCUCGUGUAAAAUCCGAACGAGUUGGAGCUACUGAAGUAUUAGAUGCAUUCGAUACCAAGAAAGUCCUCCGUGGUAUCUUCUGUCCGGUAACCAUCGCAACUUCCCUUAUUUUUCUCCUCAACAAUAUUACUGUCCAAGGUCUCGCUUUCUUUGCCCCAACCAUUGUAAAAACCAUCUACCCGAAAGCGACCGUUGUCUCUCAGCAACUCCACACUGUCCCUCCUUACAUCGUCGGUGCAUUCUUCACACUUCUCUUCCCGUUUCUCAGCGGGCGCUUCGACCGUCGCAACAUAUUUCUCAUCACGAGCACGCCCCUAAUGAUGUGCGGAUACAUCAUGUUCCUAGCUAGCACCGAUGCCCCAACGCGCUACGGCGCCACCUUCCUCAUAGCCAGCGGAGCUUUCUCUUUCGGCGCUCUAUGCAAUGCCCAAGUUGCCGCCAACGUCGUCUCCGAUACCGCACGCUCGAGUGCCAUUGGUACUAAUGUCAUGAUGGGUAAUGUUGGGGGUCUCAUCUCCACAUGGUCAUUCCUACCCACCGACGCACCCGACUAUCAUAUCGGGAAUGGACUUAAUUUGGCGACUGGAACGUCUAUCUUCUUCUUGUCGAUUGCGUUGCUUUGGUGGAUGAAAAUGGAUAAUAAAAAGAGGGAAGUGAGAGAUGUGGAUGCCGAGUUGGAUGGUUUGAGUCAAAAACAAAUUCAGGAUUUGGAUUGGAGACACCCAGGAUUCAAGUGGAAGCCUUAG
This is a messenger RNA of Sclerotinia borealis F-4128, 1569 nucleotides long. The record is from the annotation of a GenBank genome assembly. Lineage: Eukaryota; Fungi; Ascomycota; Leotiomycetes; Helotiales; Sclerotiniaceae.